Molecule: messenger RNA, 2228 nt
Organism: Vigna umbellata (rice bean)
Lineage: Eukaryota; Viridiplantae; Streptophyta; Magnoliopsida; Fabales; Fabaceae
Biological process (GO): glucan catabolic process
Molecular function (GO): beta-glucosidase activity
Source: RefSeq, a predicted model, not a curated record
UGGCUGCUUCUCUUCUUAAUGGCUUCCCUCUCUCUAUUUAGCAGCACUAAAGAGUGGGGGUACACAGGACACUAAAGUUUAGAUCUUUAUGUGUCUAGAGCUUGAGUUGUUCUUCAUUGAGCUCUUUCUCUAGAUUGCAUAUAGGUUUGAGUGUUGAAGCUUUAAAAUGGGGAGAUAUUCAACACCCUUUGUGGGUCUUCUUCUGCUGUUUUGUCUGGUUUCAUCUUCCGAGGCAGAGUAUUUGAAGUAUAAAGACCCUAAGGUGCCACUUAAUGUCAGAAUCAGUGACUUAAUGAAGCGAAUGAGUCUGGAAGAAAAGAUAGGCCAGAUGACACAGAUUGAAAGGGAAGUUGCUACUCCCGAUGUGAUAAAGAAGUACUUCAUUGGGAGUGUUCUCAGUGGGGGAGGCAGUGUUCCAGCACCAAAGGCUUCUGCUGAGACUUGGCAGAAAAUGGUGAAUGAGAUGCAGAUAGCAGCAUUGUCUACUCGCCUUGGAAUUCCGAUGAUCUAUGGAAUAGAUGCAGUUCAUGGCCACAACAAUGUCUACAAUGCUACAAUUUUCCCUCACAAUGUUGGGUUAGGAGUUACCAGGGAUCCAGUGCUCAUAAAAAAGAUUGGUGAUGCAACUGCUCUUGAAGUUAGAGCAACAGGAAUUCCAUAUGUCUUUGCUCCAUGUAUUGCGGUCUGCAGAGAUCCAAGAUGGGGACGUUGCUAUGAAAGCUACAGUGAAGACUAUAGAGUUGUUAGAACUAUGACUGAGAUUAUACCUGGCUUGCAAGGAGAUAUCCCUGCCAAUUCCGUCAAGGGAGUUCCCUUUGUUGCUGGAAAGAACAAGGUUGCAGCUUGCGCCAAGCACUAUGUGGGAGAUGUUGGCACAAACAAUGGUAUCAAUGAGAACAACACAUUGAUCAAUUACAAUGGAUUGCUUGGCAUUCACAUGCCAGCAUACUAUAACUCUAUUAUCAAGGGUGUUUCAACAGUAAUGAUCUCAUACUCUAGUUGGAACGGGGUGAAAAUGCACGCUAACCGAAAACUUAUCACUGGUUACCUCAAGAACAAAUUACGUUUCAGGGGUUUUGUCAUAUCAGAUUGGCAGGGUAUUGACCGGAUCACCUCUCCACCUCAUGCCAACUAUUCAUACUCUGUUCAAGCUGGUGUCAGUGCUGGAAUUGACAUGAUUAUGGUUCCCUUCAACUACACUGAGUUCAUUGAUGAAUUGACCCGUCAAGUAAAGAACAAUAUUAUCCCAAUUAGCAGGAUUGAUGAUGCCGUGGCAAGAAUCUUAAGAGUAAAAUUUGUCAUGGGGUUAUUUGAAAAUCCACUUCCUGAUCCAAGCCUUGUAAACCAACUGGGUAAACAGGAACACCGGGAGUUAGCAAGGGAAGCUGUGAGGAAAUCCCUUGUGUUGCUAAAGAAUGGUAAAUCUUCUAAGAAGCCCCUGCUUCCUCUUCCCAAAAAGUCUGCAAAAAUACUGGUAGCAGGAAGUCAUGCUGACAAUUUGGGCUACCAAUGUGGAGGAUGGACAAUUACCUGGCAGGGACUUAGUGACAAGAAUCUCACUUCAGGUACAACCAUCCUCAGUGCUGUGAAACAAACUGUGGACCCUGCCACUGAAGUUGUCUUCAAUGAAAAUCCUGAUGCGAACUUCGUUAAGUCAAACAAAUUUUCCUAUGCCAUUGUUGUUGUGGGAGAACCCACCUAUGCUGAAACAUUUGGUGACAGUUUGAAUCUAACUAUACCUGAGCCUGGUCCAAGUACAAUCACCAAUGUAUGUGUGGCCAUUCGUUGUGUAGUUGUUGUCAUCAGUGGCCGCCCAGUUGUGAUUCAGCCAUAUCUAUCAAAAAUCGAUGCACUUGUGGCUGCAUGGCUUCCAGGAACUGAAGGCCAAGGUGUCGCUGAUCUUCUAUUUGGUGAUUAUGGAUUCACCGGCAAGCUUGCAAGAACAUGGUUCAAGACAGUUAACCAACUUCCAAUGAAUGUUGGUGAUAAACAUUAUGAUCCUCUCUUUCCAUUUGGAUUUGGGUUGACUACAAACCUCACUAAGUAUUGAAAAUGAAAACUGAUAUUUUGAUGUAUUAGUAUGAAAAAGGGCAGCCCUUUUGCACUAGGAGAGCCUUGAAAUUGUCCAUUGAUGAGGAUUUUGUUAACUUAUGCUCAUCUGGUGUAUAAAUUGAACCAGAAGCUUCAAAACAUGAAUUCAAUGUCAACCAUUGCAGACUUUUCAUUUU